ACGAGCUAACAUGUCCAGAAAAACCCCCUUGCGUGGUGGAGAUUUUCUGCCAGACCCCAGCUGCUAUUAGGACCAGGGGGAUUCUGAAACUUUCUCUGCCAGUGAAUGUCUAGAGACAUUUCGAAGACAUGUCUUCGUGUUUAUAUCAUGCAUAUCCAUAUUUAUCCAUAGCAACUUACUAGAACAUGUGCUCCUUGGGAACCAAACGUACAAGCUUAGCAUUGUUAGCACCAGCUGGGCUACAGGAACUCUAGGAGCAGACUUUUAACAGAGCCAGGACAAAGCUUAAGAAGAAAAGCCCCAAUGGAUUCUCGUCUCUCUAAGCAGAUCCAGUGUGCCGUGUGUUUGGGAGAUUUUGAGGACCCGGUCAGUCUGCUGUGUGACCACACAUUCUGCCGGCAGUGCAUCAGCAAUCACUCCCAGACUAACAGGGGUCGCCGGCUGUGUCCAGAAUGUCGCCGGCCCUACACCAUGUGGGACCUGCGCUCCAACCGGGUUCUCAGGAACAUGGUGGAUGCCGUGAGGGAACAUCUCUCUGUGCAACAAGCCCUGAGAGAACAAAACACAGCCUCCGGCGGACCGGACAGCACCAGAGCCGGGCCGGUGGUGGUGCCGGAGAAGCUGGUGUGUCCGGACCACGCUGAAAGACUGAAACUGUUCUGUGAAACAGAUCAGAAAUUAGUGUGUCUGAUCUGUAUUUACGGCGAAAAACACCAAGGCCACAAGUUCAAACCGGUGGACGAGGCAGCAGAACCCAAAAAGGUGAAGGCAGCUGAGAAGUUUGACAUUUUGGUCUGUGAAAACGAGACACUGGUGGAGUUGAUUGAGAGCCAGGCUGACGAGAUUAUAAGAACAAGGGAGCAAUCAAAGGCGCUGUCAGACCAGAUUUCUGAGCAGUUUGAGCAGAUGCACCAAUUUCUGAGAGACAAAGAGGACGAGGUAAAGGCACUGCUGUUGGUGAAGGAGAAUACUCUUUUAGAACGUAUGGAGGUAAACCUGUUUUCAAUGGAGGAAAUGCUGUCGGAAGUGAAAGUGAAUCAAGGAGUGUUAGUGUCAGCCCUGGAGACGGACGAACCCUGCCAGUUCCUGCAGUGGUGGACUGAGUGUGGACAGUCACUUACUGGGGAAACAGCGUCAUCUCGACGAAUGCAAUCACCUGUGAGUGAUGUUAGAGUUAUUUCGUGACACACUGUCCCUCGGGCCCUAUGAGACUGACCUGAAGUUCACUGUGUGUAAAGAGAUGUGCAAAUCCAUCCAAUGAGAUUUGCCCGUUUCCUCUGCAUCUCUGCUGAACAGAAUCUGAAUGGAGAGUUGCCCACUUACAGUUUGUUGGUACUGAGACCAACAUGAUAUCUAAAGGUGCUUCAGCAAGAAAAUUUAGGGUCAUAUUGUAAAAGAGUGAAUGUUUUUCAUAUUGGAUACGAAAAUUAAAGAACAUGUUUAGAAAUAGGGGAUUUUUAUUGCUUGUUCUGUAAUUGCUGAUGUAAUUACUAGUUAUACAGUCAUAUGUAAAAGUUUGAGCAACCCAGAUCAGGUCCUAUUACAUGUAUUGCUGAUUUUCUAAGUGAAAAUAAGUAAACUCAUCUGCUACAGAGAACACACCUAAAUAUGGCAUUUCUGCACAUUUUAGUACACAAUUUAUAAAUAAACUACAGGGAGAUAUAAAUACCCUACAUACUUUGACGUAUGUGUAAUCUAUUGCAUUACAUGCAAUGCUGGAAGUGAUCUCUGUUUUCUGCCAGACAAAUGAAGGGGUACGGCGGUAUGCACCCGAAAGUUGCAAACGGAGGUUAAAUGUUGCAACGGCGGUCCGGCACCUACCUCAUCACUCCGAUGCAGGGGCAUUCCGGCUUGUUCGAAGCUCUAUAUACUGAGGAGCAUUGCAUGUUGUUUUGUUCAGAUUGAUUCGUCCUAGAGAGAGUUAUUACAGAAUUUUCAUGGCCACUUUCGAGUGAAUCUGUGCAGAAGUGUUCUCUGUAGAGGAUGUGUUAAUUAUUUUCACUUAGAAAAUCAACAACAACCUGGAAUUUGGCUAAAACAUUUGAAUAAAACUGUAUUUUGAGUUUCUUUUUGUCUAGAAAAUAUUUGAAUUAAAAAAACUUUUUUUUUCAUUAUUGUAGUUCUUAAUAUAUAAGCAAUAGUUAUGUUUUGAGCUGAACUGUGUUCAGGAAAUAUAUCGCUUUUGGACGAAAACCUCGUAUCUCCAUUUUUGACAUUUUUCACUUUUUGACAAUUUGAAAAUGGCUGUUUCCCUUUAUAUUGUA
Messenger RNA from Colossoma macropomum (tambaqui), 2264 nucleotides. RefSeq names its product E3 ubiquitin-protein ligase TRIM17-like. Gene Ontology annotation, molecular function: zinc ion binding. Bases 304 to 1185 code for a protein of 293 amino acids. The transcript is spliced from 6 exons. NCBI's taxonomy places the organism in Eukaryota, Metazoa, Chordata, Actinopteri, Characiformes, Serrasalmidae. The record is from RefSeq and is a predicted model, not a curated record.